GCCGCCCGCCCGCCGCCCGCCCGCCCGCGGGGAGAGCAGCGCCGCGGGCCCCGCGCGCACCGGCCCCGCCGAGCCCGACCCCGGGCGGCCGCGGCUGCUAUGCGGCUUCGCGGCGCACGGCCUGCACCGGGUUUGCGCCGACGCCUGCCGGACACUGACCCAGCUGAGGAUUAGGGACACCCACUGUGAGCAGGGAACCUUGAGGCUGCCACCCUCAGAAAGUGCCAGGUCUGCGAGGGAAAGGGUGAUGUGCCGUGCUCCAGCUGCUGCCUGCUGAGCCUGAGGAGGAGUUCUGGAGCCUGCCUGGGACACUCCCCCUGACAACAGCAGCACCCCAAUCCCACCGGGCAGCACCAAGCCUGCGACACACCGUAGCCCUUAAGCCAAGGAGACAUCGGACCAAGCCUGAGAGGGUCAAGGGCCACGUCCUUCUUUCCUAACCCGGUGUCAAUUCCUGCCCUGACACCCCGACGGCACUGCCCUCACCCCCCGGCAGCCCCCUCCAGGGCUGCCUCCCCCCGGCACUGCCCAGCUUUGGCCCCCAGCCCCGCUGGAGCGCGGCAGCCUGCCGGGCGCUGCCCCCCGGGCACUGCCCCCCGGGUGCAUCGCCCCCCGCCCCCCCGGGGACCCCCCGCCUGCCGGCAGAGCCAUGAAGCUGCAGGCGGUGAUGGAGAACCUGCAGCGGCAGCAGCGCGCGCGGCUGCAGCAGGCGCUGGAAGCGCGGCAGCAGGAGCAGCAGCAGCAGCAGCCGCGCUGCACGUCCCCGCUGGCGCAGCCCUCGCAGCCCCCAGGGCAGCCCCCUGCCAGCAGCCGGGGCCGUGGGCAGGAUGCAGCCCCGGCGCCCUCGGAGGAGGGAGCGGAGCCCGAGAGCGCGCACAUCCAGCGGGCACAGAUGGCCGCCCUGGCUGCCAUGCGGGCGGCCGCCGCCGGCCUCAGCCACUCGCCCAGCCCGGGGCUGUCUGAUGAGAGCCAGGCCUCCGAGGAGGAGGAAGAGGAGGAGCGCGGAGAGGAGGAGGAAGAUGGCGGCGGGUACCAGCAAGAGAUGGGCUCUGAGGAGGAGGAGGACCUAAAGGGCAAAUGGGACGAAGAUGACUUUGAAGAGGACCUGGGUGAAGAGGAAGAGGAAGAAGAAGAGGAGGAAGAAGAGGAAGACUACGAGGAAGAAGAAGACAUGGGAGAGGAAGGGCUCAGCUCAGCAGAGGCGGUGCGGGCGGGUGCGGGAUCCCUGCUGCUCCGCAAGCCUCCAGCACCCCAGCACUACCGGGGGGAGCCCCCACGGCUGCCAGGGGGGCAGGAGCGGCUGCCCCCCGGCCUGGGCCACGCUCAGCCCCCACCACCAGCACCCGACCACGGCGACUGGACCUACGAGGAGCAGUUCAAGCAGCUGUAUGAGCUGGAUGGUGACCCCAGGAGGAAGGAGUUCCUGGAUGACCUCUUCAGCUUCAUGCAGAAGCGAGGGACCCCCGUGAACCGGAUCCCCAUCAUGGCCAAGCAGGUGCUGGACCUGUACAUGCUGUACACGCUGGUGACCGAGAAGGGGGGUCUGGUGGAGGUCAUCAACAAGAAGCUGUGGCGGGAGAUCACCAAGGGGCUGAGCCUGCCCACCUCCAUCACCAGCGCGGCCUUCACCCUGCGCACCCAGUACAUGAAGUACCUGUACCCCUACGAGUGUGAGAAGCGUGGGCUGAGCAACCCCAACGAGCUGCAGGCGGCCAUCGACAGCAACCGGCGGGAGGGCCGGCGGCAGGGCUUCGGGGGCUCCCUCUUUGCCUACUCACCUGGUGGCACCCACAGCCUCCUCUCCUCACCCAAGCUGCCAGUGCCGGCACUGGGGCUGGCGUCUGCCACCAACGGCGGGGCCAUCACGCCAGGCCAGAAGAUCAAGAAAGAGGAGGACUCUCCCAUCCCCAUCUCCAUGCCCAGCCGGCUCCCGGUGUCACUGGCCGGGCACCCCGUGGUGGCAGCGCAGGCGGCCGCGGUGCAGGUGGCAGCAGCCGCCCAGGCCGCGGCGCUGGAGCAGCUGCGGGAGAAGCUGGAGUCGGGGGAGCCCCCGGAGAAGAAGCUGGCGCUGGUGACGGACGAGCAGCAGCGUCUGAUGCAGCGGGCACUGCAGCAGAACCUCCUGGCCAUGACGGCCCAGCUGCCCAUGAGCAUCCGCAUCAACAGCCAGGGCACACGCUCGCCAGGUCAGUGCCGGUCCCGGCCUCCCGCCCCCGCCCAGCUCCCGGCCCCGGCGGGCUCCGUAACGCGGCUCUCCCCGGCAGAGAACCGCCCGGACGCCGCUGCCGCCAGCAGCAACGGCACCAACAGCAUCAGCAUGUCCGUGGAGAUCAACGGCAUCGUCUACACAGGUGUGCUGUUCGCCCAGACGCCCGGCCCUUCCUCCUCCUCUUCCUCCUCCUCCUCCUCUGCCUACAGCAAAGGCAACGGCGGCAGCAGCCGGAGCAGCGGCAGCAGCGGGGUGGGGAGCGGCGGGGGGAACGUGCCCCCCACCCCGGCCGGCCUGGCCGUGCCCCCCAGCUCUACCUCCAACAGCGCUUCGCCUUAACGCCCCCGAGCCUCCGGGCACCGGUGCCCAUGGGGGGACGGGGUCGCACCGGGGCUCUCAGGGGUCUUCUGGGGUCUCUCUCUGGGGUCUCGCUCGAGGUCUUGCCAGGGUCUCUCUGGGGUCUCAACAGGAUUUCACUGGGAUCUCACCAGGGUUUCAUUGAGAUCUCGCCUGGGUCUUACUGGGAUCUCACCAAGGGUCUUGCCCGAGGUCUUGCCAGGGUCUCUCGGGGUCUUACCUGAGGUCUUGGCAGGGUCUCUCGGGGUCUUACCUGAAGUCUUGCCAGGGUCUCUCUGGGGUCUCGCCUGAGGUUUUGCCAGGAUCCUUCUGGGGUCUCAACAGGAUUUCACUGGGAUCUCAACAGGUUUUCAUUGGGAUCUCACCAGGGUUUCACUGAGAUCUCACCUGGGUCUCACCGGGAUCUCACCAGGGUUUCAUUGAGAUCUCGCCUGGGUCUCACUGAGAUCUCACCAAGGGUGUCCCCCGAGGUCUUGCCAGGGUUUUUCCGGGGUCGCCUCAGGCUCUUGAUGGACUCUGCCCUUGUUCUUGUGUUGUUGGAUUUUCCUUCUCCAGGCAGAAAAGCUUUAGCCCGGGGGGUUUUGCCGGAGCCGCCGGCUGUCCGGCUGCGCCGCUCCGGGACCGUUUACCUCACUCACAUCACACUUUGCACUGUACAUUUAUUAUUAUUAUUAUUAUUAUAAUUAUUGUUAUUUUUUAACUCGUGUUACCUCCAGACAGACGCACGGACGCCUGCCGACACGAGCUCUAGCGAAACCCCCCGGAAUUCUAAAGGAAAAAAAAAAAAAAAACAAACCAAAAAUCCUAAAAAAAAAAAAUUGGAAAUAUAGGGAGAUAUUUUAUUCAUUUCCAUCCUUUUCCCUCCUUUGUUUUGGGAACUCCACUCUCUGCAGGAUUUUAAGAGGUUGUUUUCGAUUGUUUUGUUGUAAAUAGCUUCUAUUUUAUUCUCUAAAAAAAAGAAAAAAAAAAGAAUCAAUCUUUUAACAUGCAAAUGAUAUAUAUUAGUCUUCAUCAGGGAAAAUGGGAGCUUGGAAAAACGUUGGAAUCUCCUUUCUCCUCUCCUUAUCGGUGGUUGGGUCCAGCUCUGCUCCUUCCCCCACCGCCAAAUCCUAAUUUUUAUUCCUCCCCCUGCAUAAAACUACUGUUUAAAGCCACUUUGGGCUUAUUUCCUCCAAAACCAAGCAGGAUCCAGAGGAUGGGGAUGCUCGGAGCUGCAGGACGCUCCGGAGCUCACGGACAACCCGAAGGACCUGAGCAUUUAUUUUAAACCUCACCAUCUCAGUUUUCUUUUCAAUAUUUCCCUCCUCUCCCCCCCCCAAAAAAAAAAGAAAAAUAUUCACCCACGUCUGCGUGAGACACAAUCCAGGCCGAUACCGAAACCCCCUCA
This is a messenger RNA of Serinus canaria (Common canary), 3953 nucleotides long. RefSeq names its product AT-rich interaction domain 3A (gene ARID3A). The record is from RefSeq and is a predicted model, not a curated record. Gene Ontology annotation, biological process: regulation of transcription by RNA polymerase II. The coding region runs from base 650 to 2548 and encodes 632 amino acids. The transcript has 8 exons. Gene Ontology annotation, molecular function: DNA binding. Gene Ontology annotation, cellular component: nucleus. NCBI's taxonomy places the organism in Eukaryota, Metazoa, Chordata, Aves, Passeriformes, Fringillidae.